This is a messenger RNA of Sus scrofa (pig), 3170 nucleotides long. The record is from RefSeq and is a predicted model, not a curated record. Lineage: Eukaryota; Metazoa; Chordata; Mammalia; Artiodactyla; Suidae.
GCCACUUUCCUAACCAGGCGCCGAGAGUCGUCUGGUCUAUUCCAUCAGACGGAUUACAAUAAAAAUUCCUUGGGCAAACAGCGAUUGAGCGCCUACUGUGCGCCAGGUUCUGGACUAAGCACUGAGGCUGCCACGGGGAACGAGACCGUCAAUAACCGUGGCCUUGGGCUUAGUUUAUUGUUCAGGGAGACAAGACUCUCAAGGUGAUAGCUAGGUAAAACACAGAGUGCCUUCCAGGAUGGCAAGGGCCACGGAACAAAAUCAAGCCAGGAAGGGUUACAAAGGGACAGGAUUAUGGAAUGUGGGGGCGGGGUUCAAUUUUUUUCCCCAUGCCAGGGAAAAAGCACGAUGGAGUUUGAGACCUAAGCCAGCCGGUCUUGGGUAUUGGAAGGGGGGCGUGGUGUGGGCUCUGUACUGAUUAAGUUUCUAUUGAUUGAGUUCUGUGAGAAAAUGCAGUCAGAUCCAAGUCAGAUCUCUUGACCGCUUUAAGGUCUUCUGGUUUUCUGAGCCGGGAGCCUCGGGAGAGUUUUGAGCAGAGAAGGGCUGUGAUCGCAUAUAUCCACUCUGCUCCUAGACCUGGAAUCCCCAGGAGAACCAAAUAGCCCACAGUCUUGCCUCCCUGCUCAGCUGGGGCCUCCUGGAACUUCCCUCCUCCCAAGCAGCGCUCUCUGAUCGCUAUUUGAAGUGGCAUCAACACCCUGCCCCACCCUCCAACCCUGCAAGUUUUCUUUUCUUCCUGGCACCGACCGCAUCGUGAUCUAGAGCUGUUUGUUUACUGUCCUCUCGCCCCUCCCCCCAACACAAGCCCCCUGAGGUCAGGGCCAGGGUCAGUCCUCCCCGGAGUGUCCCGAGCCCAGCUCCGAGGGAAUUGCACAUGCUAAUCUCCUGCAGGCCUGAGGGUUUCUCAUAUUGUUAUUCAGGUCUCAGCUCAAUUGUCCUCCCAGGAGCAGAGGACCUCCCUGACCACAGUAUCUAAAGUAGCCCCACCCUGCCCAGGGCCUUACAAUUUACACACCAUGACCUCCAUCUGUCCCUGGUUCCCUCCUGGCCUCAGGUUUCCCAUCUGUCUCUGGAGGUGGCUUCUACUUCAAGCCAGUCCUCCCCCCCUCCCCCCCCCCCCGCCCCACCUCCCAUUAAAGAAGCUUCCCCAACCCUGCCACCUGCUAGCCCCUUGCUCUUAUUUUAUUCUUUUCACCUCCUUCUCAAGCCUGGAAGAACUUGAUGCAUUUGCUCCUGUGCUAACCUAAUCUGUUCCUCUCAGCCUCCCUAGAUUAUAGGUUCUGAGAGGGCAGGCCCAAGUCUGUCUUCUUCACAAAUAGAGCCCCUAACUGUUCACAAUUUAGUUAGCAAGUUGUGUAUUGAGCUCCCGCUAUGUGCCUGCUUUAUUUAUUUAUGAAUUUAUUUAUUUAUGGAGCAGAGAAAAGUUUAUUGCAGGUCCAGGCAAGGAGAACCGGCGGAUCAUGUUCCAAAGACCCGAACCUAUGUGCAUUCUUUCAGUAGCUAUUUGCAGAGGGUCUGUGUACCAGGCACUAGGUCUUGGGGAUCUGAGGGGAAGCAGAUGGCCACAAGCCACCCCCGACUCCCUCCCUUAGUGAAACCUGUGGCAAAAAUGACUUCUGAGCCCAGAGCAGCGAGUUUCUAGCUCAGGCCAGACAUUUUGCCUUUCAGGGCCUCAGUUUCCCCUUUGUGAGACAGGGAUGCAGGACAAAACCUCAGCCUCUGUUCUGUACCAGCUGUUGCUCUGCAAGGCUUUUUCCGAGUGUGGCUACUGAGCGAACCAUCUCAGGGUUGCAAGUAGGGGAGGUGGGGUUCAGACUGGAGGCGAGCGUGGGAGCGUGCACGUGUAAGGGGGUGGGGGCGCCAACUCCAAACUCUGCCCUUAACCCAGCCAGGAGGAAGUCUUCCUCUCUCUGAGCCUCAACUUGUUCGUCCGUAAAAUGGGCAUCCUGGACGCCCCCACCUCACAGACUGGCGGAACAGAUCUGAGCGCGGGGCGAAGCCGGCGGCCGAGUGUGGUGCCCGGGUCUGCGUUGGCUUCCGAGCCCGCGAGCCCGCGAGCCCGCUCGCGACCACGUGGGGCGGCGGCGGCGCGGGCGGAACCCAGGCUCGGCAGCUCGCGGUCUGCCCGAGCCUCAGUGGCCGGGGCGCCGGCGGAAGUAGGGGCGCCAGCCGCCGCGGACCUCGGAUCCUCUCUUACAGGGAGCUGACAAUUGAGCCACAGAGACAGGGAGAGCCUCACAAGACAAAGGACAAUCCCAGUCACCUGUGUAUGAGCCAGCAUCUCCCUACAUGCAGUCAGUCAGCAUCCGUGCAGUGGCCCAUAAUAUGGUCCAGCCAGGAUAAUGCAGACGCCGCUGGCCAUCCCCGUGCCUGUGCUCCGGCUCCCCCGGGGCCCGGAUGGCCUGAGCCGAGGCUUUGCCCCCGACGCUCGCAGGGGCCUCCUGAAACCACAGGUUCCUGAAACUCCGGAGUCUCCUGUAGUUCAAGAAUCUCAGGAAUCCCAGGAACAGCAGGCCCGAGCCGCCCUGCGGGAGCGCUACCUCCGCAGCCUGCUGGCCAUGGUGGGUCGCCAGGUGAGCUUCACGCUGCACGAGGGCGUGCAGGUGACUGCCCACUUCGGAGCUACGGACCUGGACGUGGCCAACUUCUAUGUGUCGCAGCUGCAGACCCCGAUCGGUGUACAGGCUGAGGCGCUGCUCCGGUGUAGUGACAUUAUCGCAUACGCCUUCAAGCUGUGAAGUUGGUAUCGUCUCAUCUUUCUGCCUGGGGUGUAGCUGCCGUCUCCCUGGCCUCCAUUUGCUCACGAGCUGGGACCUUUGGGCCAUAGAGUUCUGAAUUCUCUUGGAAUUUUGAGCCAAGCUCCAAGCAGCCCUGGCUUCUUAAGACCUCCAGGGUGUAGUCAGUAAAAUUCUGCAUCCCAGGAGUCUUAGAUCCUGUUGGAAGGAAUGCUCUACCUCACAGAACUCUAAAGGCUGCAGGUAUAUGGGCCUGUCACCCGUUCCUGAAGACUUGGGGCGGCGGGGGUGAGGGAGUAAAGGAAGGCAGAUUGCCUCGUGGGAAAUGUCUGUUGAAGAGGCUGCACAGUUCAACCCCCUUGGACAUACCCCCCAGUACUACCCUCCCACCAAAGAGCCAAUUAUCCCAGGAAAAUAUGCCUCUGGUUUUCUUUU